This is a messenger RNA of Ananas comosus (pineapple), 2313 nucleotides long. RefSeq names its product putative disease resistance protein RGA3. Lineage: Eukaryota; Viridiplantae; Streptophyta; Magnoliopsida; Poales; Bromeliaceae. The coding region runs from base 12 to 2105 and encodes 697 amino acids. The record is from RefSeq and is a predicted model, not a curated record. Gene Ontology annotation, molecular function: protein binding. The transcript is spliced from 3 exons.
UUCAAGACGACAUGGAGAACAAAUACAGAUACCGGAUGCAUGAUUUAGUGCACGACCUCGCACAGUCUGUAGCAAGAGAAGAAGUUGCUGCUAUAGUUGGAAAAGAGUCAACAGGGUUCCCGGAAGGUUGUCGCUAUGCAUCAAUACACAGUAGUUUCAUGCCACAGAUUCCAACCACAGUAGCGCAGAGGUUGCGUGCUCUUCAAUUUAGGAAAUCUGGUGCACUUAUUAUGGCUUUUUAUAGCGAGGCAAAAUGCUUACGCCUGUUGGAUUUACAUGGUUCCCAAAUAUCUAUGCUGCCAAGCUCAAUCGGUAAGUUGAAGCUCUUAAGAUACCUCAACCUUUCAUCGACAAAUAUACAAGAACUGCCUGAAUCAAUUACCAGCCUCUGCAACUUGCAAACCUUGAAUCUUUCAGGCUGCCACGAGAUCCGUACAUUACCCAAAUUUCUAGGAAGGCUUACGAAUUUGCGGAUUUUAGAUUUAGGAUAUUGCCAAUUUCAGACAAUACCAGACUCCAUUAGCAACCUUCAGAAUUUGUACGCACUAAAUUUGAGUUGGUGCUACAAGGUGAGAUUACUUGAACCUAUAUGUCACCUCAAAAACCUGCAUUACCUAGACCUAUCAAAUUUAAAAUCUUUGGUGGCAUUACCUGAAUCCAUUGGGAGCCUUCAAAACUUGUGUAUUCUAAAUCUUUCUGGGUGCAGUUCUCUAAUAUCAUUACCGUCAUCGUUAUAUGAUCUUCAGCAUUUAGAGGAACUAGACAUUAGUGGCUGUGGAGAAUUAUGUGAGCUGCCUAAAAUGAUCCAAAAGCUGACCAAACUAAAAGAAUUGUUAAACAACAAUUGCUCGGAAUUGAAGGGCAUGCCCCGAGGGAUCGGCAAGUUACUUAGCUUGCAGGAAUUGUCCGUUUUUGUCGUCGGCAAGCAAGACCGCGUUGAACAUUGUGCUAGCAUCUCUGAGCUAGAGCACCUUAAGCUUGUCGGCGAGCUGGAGAUCAAGGGUCUUGAAAAUGUAACGAGUCCGGUUGAUGCCAAGGCUGCAAAUUUGAUAGAGAAGAACCUGCGGUCUUUGAAGUUGGAAUGGAAUGUUUUAAGUGCGGAAGAAGGCAUGGAUACUGUACUACCGGCGGAAGAGAUAGAUACCGUGCUAGAAAAUCUUCAACCACAUCAAAAGCUAGAGAAUUUGGAAAUAGAAGGCUACGGAGGCAGGAAGUUUCCUAGCUGGAUGAUGAAUAGGAUUGGCUCGUACCUCCCAAAUCUCGUUAAAAUCAGACUUGAGAAUGUGCCCGGAUGCAGCUCACUCCCGCCGCUGGGGCAACUUCCUUUUGUUGAAGACCUAAUUAUACAAAAUAUGCCUGCAAUAACAAAUUUGGGUGUAGAUAAGUUCCCUGCGCUGACGAGACUUUUGUUGGGCUGCAUGCCUGGGCUGCGAGAAUGGGUGACGGUAUUGACGGUGGAUGACGAAGAAGGCAGGCGAGAGCGAGUUCCCAUUUUUUCGUGUCUCACUAACUUGUUGCUUAAAGAAUGUCCUCAAUUGAGACCGGAGCCUUGCCUCCCGCCAUCGGUUGAAUAUCUGACCAUUUCCCGAACAAGCAGCGAGAAUCUAUCUUUAAUUCUCGAACGUGCGACGCCACUUGAUGGCGGUGAUGCCGCUGUUUCACUCCAACCGCGACCAAAUAAGGGGCUGCAGAGUCUAGCAAUAGUAGGAUGUCAGCAGCUAACUUGUUUGCCCGAGAGCUUGCGAAGUCUCACGUCCCUCCACAUCCUGAGAAUACAGAAUUGCGAAGAUCUUGAGAGAAUUGAAGAUUGGCUUGGGGAGCUCUCCGACCUGCAGUCCUUGUUCAUCUAUUGGUGCAGCAGUCUCCGUUACUUGCCUGCCCACAAGAUGACCGCACUAAAGGAGUUAACUAUUUUUUGUUGCCCAUUAUUGUUCAAUGCAGCCGGACAAUUUGUCGACACCACUGUCGAUCACAUCAAAUAUGUCUCUGUUAAUGGAAGGAACUACCCAUAUGAGGAAGAAGGGAGCAGCUCGCCAGAGGAGGAGGAGAAGAAGAGUUGGACGAGUUGUUGGAGCAGAUCGAAUUGGCUAGCGAGGAGAGCAUAAGUAUAUGUACUUAUUAUUUGGAGGUUGGUGCUAUUUAGCGUGCCGGACAAGAAUCGUAGUGUGCUGUUGUCGGUUAUAUAAUAUAUAUUUGUGUUUUCGUGAUAUAAAUUUAGUUUCUGAAUGUACUAUUUUAUAAUUUGGAUUGAUUGUUUGUAAUUUUAACAUGUUAUGGGCUUGAAAAAGAUUGUUUGGUUUGAAUAAACAAAAU